AUGAUCAGGUUAUUCAAAGUGAAGGAAAAACAACAGGAACUUGUAGACAAUGCAAAAGAGAAGGCGCCUGUCAAGAAGCAAAGUGCAGGGGAAUUACGCGUUCAAAGAGAUAUAACUGAGUUAAACCUGCCAAAUACAAUUAGCAUAGCAUUCCCACAUGGACAAGAUGAUCUGAUGAACUUUGAGGUCACCAUAGAACCUGAUGAAGGGUACUAUCAAGGUGGCAGGUUUGUUUUUACAUUUGAAGUUACCCCAGUCUAUCCUCAUGAAGCACCAAAGGUCAAGUGCGAUACAAAGGUUUAUCAUCCAAACAUCGACUUGGAAGGGAAUAUCUGCCUUAACAUUCUUCGCGAAGAUUGGAAACCUGUCCUCAACAUAAGCACUGUCAUUUAUGGAUUGUAUUACCUAUUCACGCAACCGAAUUAUGAAGAUCCUUUGAAUCAUGAGGCAGCUGAGGUUUUGAGGGAUCAUCCUGAGACGUUCGAAUCAAAUGUGAAAAGAGCAAUUGCUGGUGAUCAAUGGAUAGGAUGUACCUACUUCCCUCGCGCGGAUUAUUAA
Fragaria vesca subsp. vesca is the source of this 558-nucleotide messenger RNA. Its product is annotated as NEDD8-conjugating enzyme Ubc12-like. The transcript is spliced from 5 exons. Gene Ontology annotation, biological process: protein neddylation. Lineage: Eukaryota; Viridiplantae; Streptophyta; Magnoliopsida; Rosales; Rosaceae. Gene Ontology annotation, molecular function: NEDD8 transferase activity. The record is from RefSeq and is a predicted model, not a curated record. Bases 1 to 558 code for a protein of 185 amino acids. Gene Ontology annotation, cellular component: nucleus.